Molecule: messenger RNA, 941 nt
Organism: Aureococcus anophagefferens
Lineage: Eukaryota; Pelagophyceae; Pelagomonadales; Pelagomonadaceae
Exons: 1
Coding region: 234-908 (224 amino acids)
Biological process (GO): purine nucleotide metabolic process
Cellular component (GO): cytosol
Molecular function (GO): GMP kinase activity
Source: RefSeq, a predicted model, not a curated record
CCACACCAUCCCAUCCGGUAGGGCCUACCGAAGGGCGCGACGCAUCUCUCGAGGCGGCGAGACGCCUCCUGGCUGGCGCUGGCCGGGUGUGCUAGGCGCUAUCCUUAGCGCAUCGGCAGGCAGGCGAGCCGACCCCCUGCCGCGCAAGCUCAUGUUGCGGCUCGACCAUCAAGUGGCGAGGUGAGGACACCGACGCCGCUCGAGGACAUCCGCCGGCCCUCGUGCCGCCCUCGAUGGUAGCUAUGGCCUCCUACUUCCCGCCCCUCGUCAUCGCCGGCUGCAGCGGCGCGGGAAAGGGGACGCUCAUCGCGAAGCUCAUGGCCUACGACGCCGCGUCCUUCGGCUUCUCCGUGAGCCACACGACGCGGUCGCCGCGGCCCGGCGAGGUCGACGGCGAGCACUACCACUUCAGCGACGUCGCCUCCGUGAAGCGCGACAUCGACGCGGGCCUCUUCAUCGAGUCCGCGAACGUCCACGGCAACUACUACGGCACGUCCAAAGCGGCCGUCGAGGCCGUGCAGGCCGCGGGCAAGAUCUGCAUCCUCGACAUCGACGUCCAGGGCGUGCAGCUCGUGAAGAAGUGCGGCAUGGACUGCAAGUACAUGUGGAUCGAGGCGCCGGACAUGGCGGCGCUCGAGGCGCGGCUCCGGGGCCGCGGCACGGAGACGGAGGAGAAGGUGCUCAAGCGCAUGGGCAACGCCGAGGUCGAGAUGGCCUUCGCCCACCCCCUCGACGGCCACGCCGAGAAGCCCUUCGACGCCUACGUCGUCAACGGCGACGUCGACGCCGCGCACGCGGAGAUGGUCGCCGUCCUCGAGGGCUGGUACCCCCACAUCGCCGCGCCGAAGCGCGCCAACCCCUGCGCCGUCGUCUCGGGCUUCUUCGGCAAGCUCUUCUCGCCGCGCUAGGGCGCGCCCGCGGCCUAAGAUGUGACGACCGGG